Molecule: messenger RNA, 2209 nt
Organism: Chrysemys picta bellii (western painted turtle)
Lineage: Eukaryota; Metazoa; Chordata; Testudines; Emydidae
Source: RefSeq, a predicted model, not a curated record
GGCGAGAUGUAUAGUUGAUGACUUUUUUUUUAUAUUGUAAACAGGAACUUGUGAACUUGCUGCUGACUGGUAAGGCUGUGUCCAACGUGUUCAAUGAUGUAAUAGAGCUGGACUCUGGAAAUGGAAAUAUCACAGUUUUGAAAGGAAUCACUAACCGCAGUGAUAUCGGCUUGCUGUCUCUUUUUGAGCACUAUGAUGUUUGCCAGGUUGGCUGCUAUUUGAAGACCCCGAGGUACCCAAUUUGGGUCGUGUGCAGUGAAAGCCAUUUCAGUGUGCUUUUUUGCUUGAGAAAGGACUUACUAGGUGACUGGAAAACGGAACGGAGAUUUGACCUCUAUUACUAUGAUGGCCUGGCCAACCAGGAAGAGGAAAUCCGGUUAACAGUUGAUACAGUUCAGCCUUACACUGAAGAUAAAGAAAAUGACCUUAUUCCUCCACUUGAGCACUGUAUUAGGACAAAGUGGAAAGGAGCCGUUAUCGACUGGAAUGGCACAGAACCCAUCUUGUGACUGAACUGAAAUAAAAGGAAACUGCUAGAACAGCACGUUCUUAUCCUCACCAGUAAGGAAGCAGGGCGAAACUCCUGGCCGCUUUUGCAAUGUAUGGUGAAGCUGAGUGACACGCUGCAUGCAGGCGGGAAGAAUUUCACCUUGCGCUUCAGCUAUUUCAUCCAUUGCGUAAACAUCAUUUACGUAAAUUCUCUGUCACUUCCUUUUAUGCACAAUGCGUGAAAGUAGACAGAACCUCCACUGCCAAAAUAAACUUUCAGACAAAGCAGUAAAGCUGUCAACUUCUACUUGAGUUCCAUUGCUGGGUUCAUUCUGCAUCUUGCAAGUGUCUCCAAAGAUCAGACAAAAGAAGCCGCACCCAGAUUUCUUUGACAUUGGCUUUUCCUUCCUCCCCGUCACAGCCCCCACCCAAGGAAACCAAGGUACAAACGUGAAGCACUGCUAGAGAAAGAAGUUCUCUUCUUUCACUAGUUUUUGUAGUUCACACUUUCCAAUGAACUGGUUAUUAACACUGUAGGCACUUGCAGUGUGGCCUGGACUACACACAGGUUUUGUACUAGUGUAACUAGGUGGGGAUAUAAUAUUUACUGAUAUCAUUAUACUGGUACAAGCCCUAGUGUGGAAGCCAGAAGGGUCCUUAUACCAGUAGAAUUUAUUCCUCUGCCUGUGGACUAUGUCUAUAUUAUGAACAUCUGCAGCCAUAGCUGUGUCAGUCUGAGGUAUUAAGAGGGAGAUCCCUGACCAACAUAGCUGUGCCAGGAGAAGCUCCUAGAGUAAAUACAGCAAUACUCGCAAAACUUUGCUUUUACUGAUAUAGCUUGUUUCACGCAUGGGGGUGGUUUUACUAAAUCAGGACAAAGUGCAUCUAUGCUAGCACAGCUGCAUCUACACUAGGGAUAUCUCUACACUACUGAGACAAUGGGCUUGUCUUCACUAUGGAGCUAAAUCAGCGCUGCUGCAAUCGAUGCAGCAACAUCGAUUUAGCGGGUCUAGUGAAGACAUGCUCAAUCGAUGGGAGAGCGCUCUCCCAUCAAUUUCUGUACUCCACCUCAAUGAGAGGCGGAAGCAAUGUUGGCGGGAGAGCUUCUCCCAUUGACAUAGUAUAAUGUGGGCCCCGUGGUAAGUAGAUCUAAACUACGUGUACUUGAGUUACGCUACUAACGUCACUCAAAUGGCAUAGCUUAGAUCGACCGUCAGCAGUAGUGUAGACCUGCCCUAAAUUGGUAUAGCUAUGUUGGCGUACCUAUGCCACCAUAGCCAUGUAGUGCAGACACAGCCUAUUCUGACAGAAGAAGUUUUUCUUUUGGUGUGGGAACACCACCUCCCUGAGCAAAGUUAGCUAUGUUGGUGGAAGCCCUCUUUCAUCAACAUAACUGUGUCUACGCUGGGGAUUAUAUCAGCAUAGCUAGGUCCAUCAGGGUGUGGUUUUUCAACCCCCUGACAGACUGAUGUCGAUAUAACUUUUCAUUGUAGCCCAGGCCUCAGAUCACUUUGCUUGUACAGUAUACUGGCAUUCCUGUACAGGUAAAUGGUUCUAGUGUAGACGUAGCUGGAAUAAGCUAUGCCACUAUAAGCACUUUUAUACUGGUCUAACUGCAUCCACACUAGGGGCGUUGUACCACAUGAACUAUUCUGACAUAGUUAAAGCCAUACCACUUUUGUGUGUAGAUAAGGUCUAAGAUGUUUUGCCCCUUCACAGU